This is a messenger RNA of Diabrotica balteata, 1422 nucleotides long. NCBI's taxonomy places the organism in Eukaryota, Metazoa, Arthropoda, Insecta, Coleoptera, Chrysomelidae. The record is from the annotation of a GenBank genome assembly.
GUAUUCUAAGGUCAAAGAUAAGUGAGGAAUGUUUCUAUUAGCAUAGUGAAACUCAUCAAAAUGGCUUCAACCACAGUAGAAUUCGCCGUUCAAAUGACAUGUGAGUCUUGUGUAAAUGCAGUUAAGAAAAGUUUAGCAAACAUCAGUGGUGUUCAGAAUGUACAGGUUUAUUUGGAUGAGCAGCGUGUAGUAGUUCAAAGUACUUUACCAACGCUCCAAGUGCUUAAAGUUUUAGAAUCAACUGGAAAGAAAGUAGCAGUUAAGGGGUAUGCCGGGGGACAAGCUGCAGUAUCAAUUUUGGAAGCUGGUAAAGUAGGCUUGCAGGGAGUAGUCAGACUUAUACAGCCAACACCAGACAUUUGUAUAAUCGAUGGAACUAUUGAUGGGUUGGAAAAGGGUUCAUAUAGAGCGUUUGUACAUGAGUGUGGUGACAUAUCUCAAGGAUGUGAAAAUGUAGGCAAUAUCUUCAACCCUUUAGCAACUCAAAAUGGUCGAUUAUAUGGUGAUUUAGGUACUAUCAACAGUGAUGACAACAAUAGAGCAGUAUUUAGAUUUGAGGACAAAGUUAUCAAAGUGUCUGAUUUAAUUGGGAGAGCUUUUGUUGUGGCCAAAAAUUCUGGAAGCGAAGAGGCUAAAAGAGUAGCUUGUGGGGUUAUUGCAAGAUCAGCUGGUCUAUUUCAAAAUCCAAAAACCAUUUGUGCCUGUGAUGGAACAACAAUAUGGGAUGAGGCUGGAAAAAAGUCAGCACUAUGAAAUAAGUUUAAAAAUGAGAAGUAAAGAAUUAAAGGGUCCAAUGCAUAUAUCAUGUCUUCAGUAUAAAAGUGCUUUUUCUAGUUAAUUAGCUUCUAAACAAUCAGUUAAUGUAAAAUGGUACUUACUAGUAGUUACUUCUUGUGGAAGUGAUAUAUUGCAUUGGGAAAUAUAGCAGACAGUAUCUCAUAUUCUAUUCUGCAAACAUUAAUCUUUAUAUGCUCACCUAUUAUUGUAGGAAUGCAUUAAUAACCUAGAAUAUAUUGAUUAAUGAGUAGAUAUAUUAAGGUUAUCAAAAUAUGAUACAGAAUUGUGAUAUUAAUUGAGUAAUAAAGGUUUUAAAGCUAAUACUGAACAAACACUGUAACUAAUAUAUAUUUUUGAAAAUAAAUAUAAAGUUAGUUCUUUUACCAACUAUGUUUCUUAGUAACCUAUACAUUUGAUACCCAAAUUGUACUAGUGUUUUACAUGAAGAAAUCAUAUUGUGUAAGAUCUCACAAUACUUGCUUUUCAUUUUCCUCUGACUAAAAAAAAGUAUGUAUGUGGACAUGCUUCUAAAGCUGUAUUUGGGUAAGUAUUUUAAACACAAAGAAAUUUGUUAAAUAUGUUCUAAUAUCAUAUAUGUAAAAACUAAAAUUGUGGAAAGGUAUACCAAUAAAGUAAACUGUUUUU